AGGGAAAUCUCAUGCGCAUGCGCCGCAGGUGAUCAUAGUGACAGUCUUUCACGGCUUUCCGGACUGAGCACGUGAAUAAGGAGCAAAUUGGAGCAUUUGACAUAAAACAUGAGGAUAGCAGGUGCAAUCAAGUUUGUUGUAGCGCUAGCUGUGUUUUUAUUUACAUUUUAUGUCAUAUCACAAGUCUUUGAGAUAAAAAUGGAUUCAAGUCUGAGUAACAUUUUUGCUCGGACAGUGGACACAGCGCAUCCUACUACCAAAGCUCCGAGGUACAGAUGUGGAAUUUUGAAAAUAUGUCCAGAGAAACACUUUGCUUUCAAGAUUUCAAGUGGAGCAGCAAAUGUGGUUGGGCCAAAGAUUUGUGUAGAUGACAAUGUGUUAAUGAGUGGCGUGAAAAACAAUGUGGGCCGUGGCAUAAACACUGCUUUAGUAAAUGGGAAAACUGGAGAGUUGAUAGAAACAAAAUACUAUGACUUAUGGGGAGGUGAUGUUGCACCUUUUAUUGACUUUGUUAAGAAAAUUCCUGACGGAACCGUAGUUUUAAUGGCAACUUACGAUGACGGAGCAACAAAGCUUAAUGAUGAAGCACGGAAGCUAAUUUCUGAACUUGGCAGUACAUCAAUCAAUUCUUUAGCGUUUAGAGACAACUGGGUUUUUGUUGGAGGGAAAGGCAUUAAGACGAAAAGUCCGUUUGAGCAGCAUAUAAAGAAUAACAAAGAUACAAACAAAUAUGAAGGCUGGCCGGAAGUGGUUGAAAUGGAAGGUUGCAUCCCUCAGAAACAGGAUUAAGAAAUGGUUUUGGACUCGAAUUGGAUUAUGGAAGGACAAAUUGUCAUCCCCUGUAAAUAUGCUAAAGGACUUCAUCCAUCAUUGUUGAUGUGAGCAUGAGCCUAAACUCAAGAGUAUGAGAUUUAUUUAUUGCUAACACAAAUAGGUAUUUUUGUACAGAAUUUUGAAGGAAACAACAUAAAAUAUUUUCUGGGACCCAUGUUAUUCUCAAACCCUGGUGCCUCUUAUUUUUGUUGACAACCAGUUUACCAAAAUGGUUGCACACCAUGGCAUGUAACAAGGGUUCUGUUUUACUUUUUAUUAUUCUAAGGAAUCCAGCCCUUUUGUUUUAUUUUUUAUUUCGUUCCACCAAAGAUUUGCAAAAGGUUUUGUUUUUUCACUGAAGACUGUUGAUAUGACAGAAGAUGCUAUUUUGCAUCAUAUUUUUAAUAAAUAAUCCUACAGAACCAGGCAUAUAUAUUAUAAACUUCUGUUAAUUCCAUGCUUGUUUAUUUUUGUUUGUCUUGAGUUGGGGUGCAUUUUUGAGAAAUGCUUUAUUAUAGAUUGUGGUUAGUUUGUUUUUGUUUUUUUGUAUUAGUCUUAAUUUUACUGACCAGGUAGAACAGUCUACCAAUGAUGAUUAUACUAGACGAAGCUUUCCACAACAAUUAACUGUUCACUUUGUCUCAAAUAACAUGUUUUUAUAAUAUGCAUAGUAUCCUUAAUGGACAUUCAUAGAGUUGAUGUACAAGUUCUUUUCAUGAUUAGUUGCAGAGCGCAAUCACAUGAAAAUGUGUGUGUGUGUUUAAAUUAACGUCGACACAAAUAUAAAUUUCAUACCGCAAAGCAAAAAACACCAUCAUAGCAUUCUAUUAGCUGGUGAUUAAAGAGAGCAAUAGGCUAUAUGUACUUUUAUUAUAUAAAAUUAUUCAGAAACAAGUAGGGGUAACCAGCAUAUGGGUAUCAUAGUGUACAGUAACUGAAUUAUGAGUCGCUUAAUAUCCAUUUCAACAGCAGUUGUAUUGAUAAAGUCCCUUUUAUAUUUACCAUAAAUAAUCAAUUUAGUAUAUCUCGUGCUUGAAGUAUUAUUUUUAAUUUAGAAAAAUAGACAAGCAUUUAGAUUACUGUUCUUCACAAUGUACAUUUUAGGUUCAUAAAGCGAAUUCACCUAUAAAGGUUGAUUACCCAGCUACUUCAUAGGUUUAUAUCAAAAUAAUGAAUUUGCAUGAUUUUGUACUAAUACACAUUGCAUGGGGUUGCCUAGAUGGUAACCAUUCCAGUCACCAGGCUCCACGUUUUUUUCAGAUGGGAUUGUAUGCCCUCUUGUGGUCUUGUCUUGUAUCUUGAAUGUUUUUCAUAACAAUAUUUAACUUAUGUUUUUUUUUAAAAAUGUAAUUUGUACCAGUUAGGAGGUUUACAGUUAUUAGAAUAACGACUGUUUGAGCUAAUGAAACUAAAGGUAAUGCACAUUGCAGGUAUUUGGGAGUUAGAUGGAAAGCGAAUAUAGCAUUUUACAAAAAUUGUACAUAGCAGUUUGGCCUGAAUGCGGUGUUCCUAGCGGUUUGACACCUUUUUAUAUUGGCAUCUGCUUGAAAACUAAAAUGGUCUGCACUAUGAUUUAGAAGCCAUUUUCUUUGGAAUGAAGAAUAAAAGUAGUAAACAUUACUGAAA
Messenger RNA from Spea bombifrons (plains spadefoot toad), 2439 nucleotides. It is a transcript of the gene FAM3C, whose product is annotated as FAM3 metabolism regulating signaling molecule C. The transcript is spliced from 10 exons. The record is from RefSeq and is a predicted model, not a curated record. Bases 109 to 789 code for a protein of 226 amino acids. NCBI's taxonomy places the organism in Eukaryota, Metazoa, Chordata, Amphibia, Anura, Pelobatidae.